AUGACAAACACGGCAGAUUCUGAUCCUGAUCUUGGCUUCUCUUCUUCUCCCAACUUCAUCCUCACCAAUUUCCCUUCUUCUGCUUCAAAUCCCUCUCCCGGUUACCAUCAAAAUCCCCGCAAGAAACGCUCCAGGUUCCUCAAGGUUGACUCUGGAACAUCCUCAGUCGAUUCCAGACCCGUUUCCAGGCCUAAAUAUAGUAAGAAACCGGACCCUGGUGCACCAAAGAUUACGCGACCUUGCAGUGAAUGCGGCAAGAAGUUUUGGUCCUGGAAAGCGCUUUUUGGCCACAUGAGAUGCCAUCCUGAGCGUCAAUGGCGCGGCAUCAAUCCACCCCCAAAUUACCGCAGACCCAUUUCGCCAGUGAAGCAGGUGGCUGAAGAUUUUGGCACCUUGGUGACCAUGACAGAGGAGGAUCAGGAGAUUGCUGCUUGUUUACUUAUGUUGUCAAAUGGUGGUGCUGAUGUUGCGGGUGAGAUGGAAUGUGGCACAAGUUACCCACAUGGUGUUGAGGAAAAUGACGCACUGGGUGCCAACUCAAGCCAUGUGAGUUGCCGUUUUGAGUGCUCCAGUUGCAAGAAGGUGUUCGGGUCGCACCAGGCCUUGGGUGGUCACAGGGCGAGUCACAAGAACGUGAAAGGUUGUUUCGCCAUCACCAGGAGCGGUGAUUGCAGCGAGGUUGAAGAUGGUACUUGUGGAGAUAUUGGUGAUGGAGUAAUGAACGAAAACAAUAAUGGAGAAGAUAACAGCAAAAUGAUGAUGGUUUUGGGACACCAUAAGUGCAGCAUUUGCUUGAGGGUGUUCUCAAGUGGUCAAGCUCUUGGUGGGCAUAUGAGGUGCCAUUGGGAGAGAGGCGAUGAGCCAUUGUUGAACCAUGGGCUUAACCCUUUUGCCUCAAAGGAGAUCAGUUAUGGCGGUCUGGACUUGAAUUUACCUGCUCCAGUGGAAGCUGAUUCUUCAUCGUCUCCCUCCUCGAGCUUCUUUCUUGAUUUAAGAUUAGGUCUCUAG
Molecule: messenger RNA, 1008 nt
Organism: Carica papaya (papaya)
Lineage: Eukaryota; Viridiplantae; Streptophyta; Magnoliopsida; Brassicales; Caricaceae
Product: zinc finger protein ZAT2
Source: RefSeq, a predicted model, not a curated record